AUGUUAUCUCUGAGCUGGGACGUGAGGCUGGUGGGCAGACCUGUGACUCCUAGGGUCCCCCUCUCACUGGUUACACUCUGGGUGCUCCUUUUGGUUCCAAGCCAGUGUUUUCAAGGCCAUCCCACAUGGCGUUAUACCUCAUCAGAGGUGGUUAUUCCUCAAAAGGAGAUCUUCCAUGGCAAAGGAUUUCAAGCACGAGGGCGGAUCUCUUAUAGCUUGCGUUUUAGGGGUAAGAGACAUGUCAUUCACCUGCGAAGAAAGACACUUAUUUGGCCCCGACACUUGUUGCUGACAACUCAGGAUGACCAAGGAGCUUUACAGAUGGAUUAUCCUUUUUUCCCUGAAGAUUGUUACUAUCUUGGCUUCCUGGAGGGGAUCCCUCAGUCGAUGGUCACUGUGGACACUUGUUAUGGGGGCUUGAAUGGUUUCAUGAAGUUGGAUGACCUUGCCUAUGAGAUCAAACCCCUCAAUGAUUCACACAGGUUUGAACACCUUAUUUCUCAGAUAGUAGCUGAUUCUGAUGCAAUAGGGCCUAUGUAUGAAUGGACACAGGUGCACCAUAGUACAGACCUUCCUUUCUCUGGAACACAUGCUGACGGGGCUCCCAGAAUGUCUAGUAGGGAUUAUGCUUCACAUUCAGCUGCUAUAAAAGGCCAUUUUCUAGCAACCCAUUCUACAUUUUCAAAAUCUGGAAGUCUUCAGAGGACUACCCAAUAUUUAUUUUCACUAGUCAGUUUAAUGGACACCUAUUUGAACAAUAUUCAUAUGCGGUACUAUGUUUUUCUCUUAACUGUGUUUAAUCAAAAGGAUCCAUUUAGUCACAACUUUAAAGUACCAGGAGGUGAUAUUCAUAGGUACUAUAAGACAACCUUUUAUAACAGAUUAAGGCCUGAUGCAGCAACAUUAAUUAACAGCCAAGGGCCCCCUGAUGCAUCCUCUUUUCCAGUUAUAGGUAGUAUAUGCAGUGAAAAUGCCCUAACUUGUAUUGGUCAAAAUGACAGACCUACCAUAAUAUUGUCUGUUAUAGUAGCCAAUCGCAUUGGAAGUAGUUUAGGUUUGCCUUAUGAUAAUGAGGCUACCUGCAUUUGCCAGAGAAGGGCCACCUGCAUCAUGUUCAGAAACCCUCAAUUAACAGAUGCUUUCAGCAAUUGUUCACUCGUGAAGCUAAACCACAUCCUUAAUACCCCCGGCAUGAUGCCGUGUCUUUACUAUGACUAUCACACUUACUAUAAUACGUCGUACACCUAUAAGAUAUGUGGAAACUUCAUAGUGGAUGGGGAUGAGCAAUGUGAUUGUGGCUCACACAAGGCAUGCUAUGCAGACCUUUGCUGUAACAGUAACUGCAAGCUCACAAAGAAUAGCAUUUGUGAUAGAGAAUUAUGCUGUGCAAACUGCACCUACAGUCCCCCUGGGACCCUUUGCAGAACUAUCGAAAACAUAUGUGACCUUCCAGAGUACUGCAAUGGGAGAACAGUCUCUUGCCCAGCUAACACGUAUCUGCAAGAUGGAACACCGUGCUCAGAAGAGGGGUACUGCUAUAAAGGAAACUGCACCGAUCGCAGUGUACAUUGCAAAGAAAUCUUCGGUGCAAGUGCUGAAAGGGCUAAUACAAUGUGCUAUAACAUUAAUAAGCAAAGUUUUCGAUUUGGGCAUUGUUUUCGGCCACAAGAAAGCCUCACAUUCAGUCCUUGCACGGAUGAACAUAAGUUGUGUGGAAGGUUGCAGUGUACCAAUGUCACCAGUCUUCCACAGCUGCAGGACCAUGUUUCGUUCCAUCAGUCAGUUAUCUCUGGGUUUACCUGUUUCGGGCUUGAUGAACAUCGCUCAACAGGAACAACAGAUGCUGGAAAGGUGAGACAUGGUACUCCGUGUUCCCAAACUAAGUUCUGCGAUCGAGGGUCUUGCAAUGGGACUUUAUCUGAUCUGGAUUAUGACUGUUCUCCAGAGAAGUGCAAUUUUAGAGGAAUAUGCAAUAAUAAUCGGAAUUGCCAUUGUCAUGUAGGUUGGGAACCUCCAGACUGUGUAGGAGAUGGUCCUGGUGGGAGUAUAGACAGCGGACCACUUCCACUUAAAAUGCACACAAUACAGCAGAGCCAAGAACCAGUGGUAUAUUUAAGACUGAUCGUUGGUCGUAUUUAUGCCUUCAUAUGCAUACUGCUCUUUGGAGUGGCUGUUCGCGUAGGAGUUACUAAGAUUAUCAAGUAUGAAGACCUGAUAGCUGCCUUGCAACGUGGAAAGGGACACGCGGCCGCUGCGCCAAAGUAA
Psammomys obesus (fat sand rat) is the source of this 2265-nucleotide messenger RNA. RefSeq names its product disintegrin and metalloproteinase domain-containing protein 21-like. The transcript has a single exon. Lineage: Eukaryota; Metazoa; Chordata; Mammalia; Rodentia; Muridae. Gene Ontology annotation, cellular component: plasma membrane; external side of plasma membrane; sperm head plasma membrane. The coding region runs from base 1 to 2265 and encodes 754 amino acids. Gene Ontology annotation, molecular function: metalloendopeptidase activity. Gene Ontology annotation, biological process: male gonad development; proteolysis. The record is from RefSeq and is a predicted model, not a curated record.